AUGACUGAGAAUUUUACCAACAUGUCUAUCAUAACAGAAUUCAUGCUCAUGGGAUUCCCUGAUGACUGGUUGGUACAGAGACUCUAUGCCACACUCUUCCUGCUCAUCUACCUGGCAUCAGUGAUGGGGAAUCUCCUCAUUAUCACCCUCACUACAAUUGACCAGCAUCUCCAAGUUCCUAUGUAUUUCUUCCUGAAGAACUUGUCCUUGAUUGAUAUCUGCUUCAUCUCUGCCACUGCCCCUAAAUCCAUCAUGAACACUCUGACCAACACCAAUUCCAUCUCCUUCCUAGGAUGUGCCAUGCAACUUUAUCUUGUUCUUGUUUUUGGUGGUACAGAGUUUGCCCUCUUAAUAGUGAUGUCCUUUGACCGCUAUGCUGCCAUCUGCCAUCCUUUGCACUAUGAGGCUAUCGUGCAUAGAGAUGCCUGUGUGGAGAUGGUAACAGCAUCAUGGCUCAGUGGAUUGGUCUAUGGUUCCAUUCAUGUAGCAGGUACAUUCUCUGUCAGUUUCUGUGGGUCCAAUAUAUUGCAUCAAUUCUUCUGUGAUGUUCCAUCACUUCUUACACUUGCUUGUUCUGGGGAACAUAUUUUAGAAGAUGCAUUUAUUAUCCUUAGCUGUUGUUUUGCUUUUGUGUGUUUUAUUUUAAUGGUUGUUUCUUAUGUUCACAUUUUUUCCACUGUUCUAAGAAUCCCAACUGCAAAGGGCAGAAUAAAAACUUUUUCAACCUGCCUGCCCCACCUCACUGUGGUGACCUUGUUCCUAUUUUCAGGGAUUACUACAUAUUUAGCAAAAAAAUUCAAAUCUUCCUCACUGAAAUUGUUGAUGUCUGUGCUUUACACUGUGUUACCCCCUACCCUUAAUCCUCUCAUCUAUAGCCUGAGGAACAAGGACAUCCAGAUGGCAUUAGGAAAAGUGAUAGCUGAUAAACAUGCAAAAUAA
Choloepus didactylus (southern two-toed sloth) is the source of this 939-nucleotide messenger RNA. RefSeq names its product olfactory receptor 14A16-like. The coding region runs from base 1 to 939 and encodes 312 amino acids. Gene Ontology annotation, molecular function: G protein-coupled receptor activity; olfactory receptor activity; odorant binding. The record is from RefSeq and is a predicted model, not a curated record. Gene Ontology annotation, cellular component: membrane. NCBI's taxonomy places the organism in Eukaryota, Metazoa, Chordata, Mammalia, Pilosa, Megalonychidae. The transcript has a single exon. Gene Ontology annotation, biological process: G protein-coupled receptor signaling pathway.